UUUCUAACCUAUUUCUAGUGAAGUUAACAGAAAGUGGUUGUUUGAAAUCGUUUAAAUCAAAGCAUGAAAUAAAAAAAUUGUGCAUAAUUAAGGGUUGAUAAUUAGUUCAUUAAUUACAUUAACUAUUUAUGUAUUUAUUUGAGAAGUUAGGUUAGGUAUUUAAAUUAAAAUCAGCAAAAUAUAAAUAACAGUCGCAAAUUCCUUUGACGUUAUCACCAAUUUGCAAAAACCUAAUGGUAGCCUUGAAGCGAUUAUUUGCCGCUUUUUUUCUUAUUUUUCUGCCUUUUUUCGAAAGAUGCCGGUAGUUGUGCGCCAGGUGCUAAGAAUUGGCGGCAAAGAAGUGCUGGCGGGGCAAAUUCGCGCCUUUUUCGUCAGACCGUUUCGUGCUUUCGCUAACACAAGUACCCUGCAAGAACCAGAAAAAAAGAAAAUGCCUUCAUCUAGUCUUGUCUUGAAAUACACCAAAGUGGUUCCAGAGGCGUAUGCCCCAACCAAAGGCUCAAUUAAAGCUGCCGGUUAUGACCUCAAGAGCGCCUUCGACUGCAUUGUCCCUGCCCGGGGUAAGGCCCUCGUGGACACUGGUCUCAAAGUCCAGCUUCCAGAAGGGUGUUAUGGGAGGAUUGCUCCUAGAUCGGGCUUGGCAGUGAAGAAUUUUAUCGACGUAGGCGCGGGUGUCGUUGAUGAGGACUACAGGGGCGUGCUCAAAGUAGUCUUAUUCAAUCAUUCUGAUAUUCCUUUUGAUGUCAAGAGUGGGGACCGGAUUGCACAGCUAAUUUGCGAGCGGAUUUAUUACCCCGAUAUCGAGGAAGUUCAAGAACUGAACGAAACGGCGCGUGGAGAAGGCGGAUUUGGGUCAACCGGUACCAAUUAAUUUUAACAGUAUUGUUCGAUUCUUACGUUUUCUAUGUUAAAUUUGUGUUCCUACUCAUUUUUCAAUAAAUCUGUUUUACCUUUUCGUUCGUAA
Molecule: messenger RNA, 964 nt
Organism: Tribolium madens (black flour beetle)
Lineage: Eukaryota; Metazoa; Arthropoda; Insecta; Coleoptera; Tenebrionidae
Product: probable deoxyuridine 5'-triphosphate nucleotidohydrolase
Exons: 3
Coding region: 296-871 (191 amino acids)
Biological process (GO): dUTP catabolic process; dUMP biosynthetic process
Molecular function (GO): dUTP diphosphatase activity; magnesium ion binding
Source: RefSeq, a predicted model, not a curated record